AGAAGCCGCCUGGGGAAGUGGGCAGGCCUGACGUGAUGUGCUCAGCGAGCAGAGACAUUCCACUCCAAGAGAGGUCUGUGUGACGCGUCUGGGAGGCCAUCAUCGGCCGCAACACCUCACGGUUGGUGGAAGAAGGGGUGACAGCCGCAUUCUCCUGUGCCUACCACGUAACCAAAAAUGAAGGAGAACUAUUGUUUACAAGCCGCCUUGGUGUGCCUGGGCAUGCUGUGCCACAGCCAGGCCUUUGCCACGGAGCGGCGGAGCCACCUGCGACCCUCGUUCCACGGACACCACGAGAAGGGCAAGGAGGGCCAGGUGCUGCAGCGUUCCAAGAGAGGCUGGGUCUGGAACCAGUUCUUUGUGAUAGAGGAGUACACCGGGCCUGACCCCGUGCUCGUGGGCAGGCUUCAUUCCGAUAUUGACUCUGGUGAUGGGAACAUUAAAUACAUUCUCUCAGGUGAAGGAGCCGGAACCAUUUUUGUGAUUGAUGAUAAAUCAGGGAACAUUCAUGCCACCAAGACAUUGGACCGAGAGGAGCGAGCCCAGUACACGCUGAUGGCUCAAGCAGUGGACAGAGACACCAACCGGCCGCUGGAGCCUCCCUCAGAAUUCAUCGUCAAGGUCCAGGACAUUAAUGACAACCCUCCUGAGUUCUUACACGAGACCUACCAUGCCAACGUGCCCGAGAGGUCCAACGUGGGAACGUCAGUAAUCCAGGUGACAGCUUCAGAUGCAGAUGACCCUACCUACGGAAACAGCGCCAAGUUAGUGUACAGUAUUCUGGAAGGACAACCCUACUUUUCAGUAGAAGCACAGACAGGUAUCAUCAGAACAGCCCUUCCCAACAUGGACAGGGAAGCCAAGGAGGAGUACCACGUGGUGAUCCAGGCCAAGGACAUGGGUGGACACAUGGGUGGACUCUCAGGAACGACCAAAGUGACGAUCACGCUGACCGAUGUCAAUGACAACCCACCAAAGUUUCCGCAGAGCGUAUACCAGAUGUCUGUGUCAGAAGCAGCUGUCCCCGGGGAGGAAGUGGGAAGAGUGAAGGCUAAAGACCCAGACAUUGGAGAAAAUGGCUUAGUCACCUACAAUAUUGUUGAUGGAGACGGUAUGGAAUUGUUUGAAAUCACAACGGACUAUGAAACACAGGAGGGCGUGGUGAAGCUGAAAAAGCCUGUAGAUUUUGAAACCAAAAGAGCAUACAGCUUAAAGGUAGAGGCAGCCAACGUGCACAUCGACCCCAAGUUCAUCAGCAACGGGCCCUUCAAGGACACCGUGACAGUCAAGAUUGCAGUGGAAGAUGCUGAUGAGCCCCCCAUGUUCCUGGCCCCAAGUUACAUCCACGAAGUCCAAGAAAAUGCAGCCGCUGGCACCGUGGUUGGGAGAGUACAUGCCAAAGACCCUGAUGCUGCCAACAGUGCGAUAAGGUAUUCAAUCGAUCGUCAUACUGACCUCGACAGGUUUUUCACUAUUAAUGCAGACGAUGGUUUUAUUAAAACUACGAAACCUUUGGAUAGAGAGGAAACUGCCUGGCUCAACAUAUCGGUUUUUGCAGCAGAAAUCCACAAAGUGCAUCAGGAAGCCAAAGUCCCAGUGGCCAUUAGGGUCCUUGAUGUCAAUGAUAAUGCUCCCAAGUUUGCUGCCCCUUAUGAAGGCUUCAUCUGUGAGAGUGAUCAGACCAAGCCACUUUCUAACCAGCCAAUUGUUACAAUUAGUGCAGAUGACAAGGAUGACACGGCCAACGGACCAAGAUUUAUCUUCAGUCUACCCCCUGAAAUCAUUCACAAUCCAAAUUUCACAGUGAGAGACAACAGAGAUAAUACCGCAGGGGUGUACGCCCGGCGUGGAGGGUUCAGCCGGCAGAAGCAGGAUUUGUACCUCCUGCCCAUCGUGAUCAGUGAUGGUGGAAUCCCGCCCAUGAGCAGCACCAACACCCUCACCAUCAAAGUCUGUGGGUGCGACGUGAACGGGGCGCUGCUCUCCUGCAAUGCUGAGGCCUACAUCCUGAAUGCUGGCCUGAGCACCGGGGCGCUGAUCGCCAUCCUUGCCUGCAUCGUCAUUCUCCUGGUCAUCGUAGUGUUGUUUGUGACCCUGAGAAGACAAAAGAAAGAGCCACUCAUCGUCUUUGAGGAAGAAGACGUCCGUGAGAACAUCAUUACCUAUGAUGAUGAAGGGGGCGGGGAAGAAGACACAGAAGCCUUUGAUAUCGCCACCCUCCAGAAUCCUGAUGGUAUCAAUGGAUUUAUCCCUCGCAAAGACAUAAAACCCGAGUAUCAGUACAUGCCUAGACCCGGGCUCCGGCCAGCGCCCAACAGUGUGGAUGUGGAUGACUUCAUCAACACUAGAAUACAGGAGGCGGAUAAUGACCCGACCGCCCCUCCUUAUGACUCCAUCCAAAUCUACGGUUAUGAAGGCAGGGGCUCGGUGGCCGGGUCGCUGAGCUCCUUAGAGUCUGCCACCACAGAUUCAGACUUGGACUAUGACUACCUACAGAACUGGGGACCUCGUUUUAAGAAACUAGCAGACUUGUAUGGUUCCAAAGACACUUUUGAUGACGACUCUUAACAAUAACGAUACAAAUUUGGCCUUAAGAACUGUGUCU
Molecule: messenger RNA, 2605 nt
Organism: Equus caballus (horse)
Lineage: Eukaryota; Metazoa; Chordata; Mammalia; Perissodactyla; Equidae
Gene: CDH11
Product: cadherin 11
Biological process (GO): calcium-dependent cell-cell adhesion; cell-cell junction assembly; multicellular organism development
Cellular component (GO): adherens junction; plasma membrane; catenin complex
Molecular function (GO): calcium ion binding; cadherin binding
Source: RefSeq, marked validated